Molecule: messenger RNA, 2761 nt
Organism: Schizophyllum commune H4-8
Lineage: Eukaryota; Fungi; Basidiomycota; Agaricomycetes; Agaricales; Schizophyllaceae
Product: kinase-like protein
Exons: 9
Coding region: 110-2329 (739 amino acids)
Biological process (GO): intracellular signal transduction; peptidyl-serine phosphorylation
Molecular function (GO): ATP binding; protein serine/threonine kinase activity
Source: RefSeq, a predicted model, not a curated record
CCGCCCGCGACUUGCUUUUCUCCAUUUUCUGCUCUCGUUUGGUCCUACCCUCGCCCGGACACCUGCCCGCUUGCACCUGGAGCGCCAAGCGGCACCGAGGCGCACCUGAAUGCUCAGCACAGAUCAGAGUCUAUCCCAGGAGCAGCAGCGCAAUCGCCACCGCGAAGAACUCAUCGCGCUCAGCAGGAAUGCCUCGGUGAUAUCGACGUCCAGCAGUGAGGAGGACGGGGAUGUGCCCCCCAUACCGACGACGCCUGUUGUGCGCACGCCGCGCGCGAGGCCGGUGUCCAUCCCGCGCAGUCAGAGCCGACACUGCUCGCGUUCGCCGCGCGCGUCGCGCCCGCCGUCCUAUAUGGCCAGAGAUCUGGUGGUGCCAGCGGAAGAGUCUGAAGAGGACGACGACAGUGUACUACAGAACUCGCCCACUCCUGGGCCGUCGCGCUUGCGAAUGCUCUCGCCCGCCAACAAGAAGGGAUCGCGCUCUAGGUCGCGUCCCCCACCUCUCGGCCGGGACUUUGAGAUGGGCGACGUCCUCGGCGAGGGUGCCUACUCCACGGUCAACCUGGCUAAGAACACGCAAACCGGCCAGGAAUACGCCAUCAAGAUCAUGUACAAGGAGCACCUCCGGCGACAUAAUAAAGUCAACAUGGCCUUCGUCGAAAAGGACGCCCUGAUCAAGAUACAGACCGCGGGUGGGCACCCAGGAAUCGUGCGGCUGGAGCGCACCUGGCAGGAUAACUGGAGCUUCUUCUAUGUUCUUUCGCUUGCUCGCAAUGGCGACAUUCAGUCGCUUCUUUUUCGCCUGGGCUCGCUCAGCCUUCCUUGCGCGCGCUACUAUGCCGCACAGCUGGUCGAUGCUGUUUCUUUCAUGCACUCUGUCAAUGUCAUUCAUCGCGAUCUUAAACCGGAGAACCUUCUUUUGGACGACGACUUCAGGAUCAAGCUAACAGACUUUGGCACAGCCAAGGUUUUGGAUUCAUAUGAUGGGCGGGCGAGAACGUUCGUUGGCACAGCGCAGUAUCAAGCUCCAGAGCUAUUAACGGCGUCCCACACGACGAGGAGCUCUGACCUGUGGGCUAUUGGCUGCAAUGUCUACCAAAUGAUUGCCGGACGCUUCCCAUUUGCUGGCCCGUCCGAAUACCUUAUUUUCGAGAAGAUCAAGCGCCUCGACUACGAGUUCCCGGAAGGAUUCGACGCGGAUGGGAAGGACCUUGUGCAGAAGCUCUUGGUUCUGGAUCCGACAGCGAGGUUGGGCGCAGGCUCGCCUGGUACGGAGAAUGAUGCUGCGGCGCUCAAGGCUCAUCCUUUCUUCUCGGCCAUCAAGUGGGAGACACUCUGGGCGGACCCUGCCCCGCCGCAUGAGGCGGGGCUGCUGAAGAAGGACCCCGCCGUCAAUGGCGCGAACGGUGCUUCGCGCGACGUUGGGGCAAUAUGGGACGAGCUUGUGGGUGGCGACGAGAUCGAGUGGGCGCCGGACGCGGAGGGCGACGAGGCGCGCAUGCAGGUGCAGCAUUUCCGCCAAAAUGGCGCGAAACAGCCCGAUGCGGGUGACCCUCUGGACUCCGCGCCAACGACACCACCUUCUGCAUCUCCGCCGCCUGCUGCUGCGGAUUCCGCCGAGCGUCCAUCGCUGUCGAGGAAGGACACGGCUGCCUCGAGUCAGUCGACGCAGAAUAGUACUUCCGACAGCAGCAUGGAGCAAUUGGACGAGCGCCUUGCUGAGCUUGCACUCCGCAACCUCAGCAAUUCGCACAAGAGCCUGCCGCACUCUUCGCCGUCGCUCAACAGCCAGAAGACCCUCGAGUACGAACGUGGGCGUAACCGUGCGUUGACUCCAGUACAGGGGAAUACGCCUGUAUCGGAGGCCGACUUGCCCUCCAUCAUCCACAUGGAGACCAGCGAGCACAUCGUGUACAAGUCGACGGUGGAAGCGCGCUCGCUUCGUCGUCGCGCCAGCAGGCUCCUGCACGUCAGCGUCCAGGCGGUCAAGAAGCCCAAACUUCGGCAGUUGGUGCUCACGGACAAGCGCCUGGUGCUGCUUAAGACGAAGAAGAUCGGUGGGCCGGCGACGGUGAAGGCACAGUACGCGGUAAGGCCCGCAAACGCCUCAAGGUCGUCCGAGAGGAAGGACGAGAAGGACGGAAAGGAGGGGAAGGACAGCAAGGACGCGAAGGAACUGGCACGGAUCACUUCGUCGGAUCUGAAGGGUGACCGGGGCUUCGUGUUCUUGACGAGCAACGGAAAGAGCCACUCAUUCACCGCGCCCGAUUCCCCAACGGCUAUCAAAUGGACGCAGAAGAUCAAUUCUCUAAUCUCUAACGAUACAUAAUCGGAUAAUAAGCGCGAUCACUUGCACUCUCGGUAUUUCUCUACAUUUACGGCUGGUUAGAUGGGAACGACAUCCGGACGUGACUGGGCGGGUGGCUUUACUCUGGCGAGUCGCUCAAUCAGGGCAUAGUCACCUCACAAGGAUAGUGGCUUCACAAGGUUAGAUAUCUCCGGCAAGGACGCUGCUACACACACACGAACGCUGCUAUGCACGCAAUAGCUUUGUACUUGUACAUACGAUAUAGGGUAGGAUCAUACAGAGCCCCGUAUGGGCUCGAGUAAUUACGGUUUUCUUGUCAGGCUUUGGGUCGGGUUCCUGGACGUGCAGUGCGGGGGUGCAGAGGGACUUUGAAGACAAAAUGCCUUACUUAUGUAUUGUAGUUCGGCUGCUUCUUGUAUGCUAUUUGCUUUGCUCUGUUAUGUCUAUCUGGGU